This is a messenger RNA of Acaulospora morrowiae, 167 nucleotides long. Lineage: Eukaryota; Fungi; Glomeromycota; Glomeromycetes; Diversisporales; Acaulosporaceae. The record is from the annotation of a GenBank genome assembly.
UGUACCGCGGAUUUAUGCGCAUUGUGAUAGAUCAAAACACGAACGCCGAGAUAAGGUCCCUUGGCGCCAAUGUCAACGGUAAAAAUACCGAGAUACAUCCAAAUCUGGAAAAAAAUGUGUCAUUGAAGGAAUAUCAAUAUGUACCGCAUGUGUUGAAUGAUGAUUGA